AUGGAUUUUGCUCAAUUUAGAAGUCAGAGUUCUUCAAAACGCCCUAGGAGAUCCGAGCUCGAUAGUUAUUUGGAUGAUGAUGUGCUUCCUGAUUUGGAGAAUAAGGAGUUUGACAUCUUGGCUUGGUGGAAGAGCAAUGCAGCAGUCUAUCCUAUACUAUCAAGAAUGGCUCGAGAUGUUCUAGCUAUUCCAGUCUCCACUGUUUCAUCUGAGUCGGCAUUCAGCACUGGUGGUAGAGUUGUGGAUCAGUAUCGAAGCUCUUUGAGCCCUUCUACCGUAGAAGCCUUAGUUUGUACCCAAGAUUGGCUUCGUGAACAAUAUGAUGAAGUUGCAAAUUGCUCGAGUUCUGUAACGUUGAAUGUAGAUGACGACACCCUGGACUCCUGGAGUGGGCAAUUUGGGAGAACUGAAUGACGAUACCCUCAUCAGAUCUAGUUCAUACCUAAAGUAUCAAGUAUG
Molecule: messenger RNA, 459 nt
Organism: Phoenix dactylifera (date palm)
Lineage: Eukaryota; Viridiplantae; Streptophyta; Magnoliopsida; Arecales; Arecaceae
Source: RefSeq, a predicted model, not a curated record